This is a messenger RNA of Argentina anserina (silverweed cinquefoil), 1601 nucleotides long. RefSeq lists its product as uncharacterized. NCBI's taxonomy places the organism in Eukaryota, Viridiplantae, Streptophyta, Magnoliopsida, Rosales, Rosaceae. The record is from RefSeq and is a predicted model, not a curated record. Bases 78 to 1307 code for a protein of 409 amino acids. The transcript is spliced from 15 exons.
CUAACAGGCACCACUGCCUAUAAUUCAUUGAGAUUUGUUCUUGUUUUGUUGAUACCUAGGAGCUAACCUUGUUGAAGAUGAAGAACACCACCAUUUGUAUUUCUCAGAAGGACCCUAAACGGAGGAGGUUAUUCUUUCGUUCAUGUCUCCUUUCUACCCUGCUUUUGAUUUCUGCUGUUUUCUUCUGUGGGAGCCAUUUAGUUGUAACAGAUUACAAAGAGAAGUUUUUAUCAUGGGGAUUGAUUGAUGCUAUGCACAAUGCAAUAUCUAAUAGAUGCGAGGCUCAAUGCAGACCUAAGGAAAUUGAGUCAUUACCUAAAGGUAUUGUGUCCAAGACCUCUGACUUUGUAAUGCAACCAUUAUGGGGACCCCGAACUCCAAAGAAACCAAAGUCAUCAACAAACUUAUUGGCAAUUGCAGCUGGAAUCAAGCAAAAAGAAAGUGUAAACAAAAUUGUAAAAAAGUUUCUAUCCAGCGAUUUCGUUGUGAUGCUGUUUCAUUAUGAUGGUAAUGUAAAUGACUGGAGAGAUUUGGAAUGGAGUGGUCAGGCCAUACAUGUAUCUGCUAUGAAUCAAACCAAGUGGUGGUAUGCUAAGCGAUUUUUACACCCGGAUAUUGUUUCUGAGUAUGCAUUUAUCUUCCUUUGGGAUGAAGACCUUGGAAUUGAACACUUCAAUGUUGGAAGGUAUCUAUCAAUUAUUAGAAAAGAGGGGCUUGAAAUUUCACAGCCAGGACUUGAUCCUGAACACUCGGAGGUGCAUCAUGAUCUUACAGCAAGAGAUAAUAGAUCAGAAGUACAUAGGAAGAUAAACAAGAUAAUUCGUGGCGGAUGGCGUUGCGAUGAUAAUAGCACAGGUCCUCCAUGCACAGGGUUUGUUGAAAUGAUGGCUCCUGUUUUUUCAAGAGCAUCCUGGAGCUGUGUGUGGCAUAUGAUUCAGAAUGACUUAGUUCAUGCAUGGGGCUUGGAUUUUCAGCUUGGUUAUUGCGCGCAGGGUGAUCGAACCAAAAAUAUCGGAAUUGUUGAUUCUGAGUACAUUGUUCAUUAUGGUCUUCCUACACUAGGGGGUUCUGCAGCAAACAAAACAAAUGCUGACGAACAGGAUCAAGCUGUUAAAAAUAUAAGCUUGCCUAAUGCAGAACAACUGGGGGCACCAUCGCAGUCAUCUCCAUCUGACCCUAGAACUGAGGUGAGGAAGCAAUCCUUUGUUGAACUAGAAAGAUUCAAGAACAGAUGGAAAAAGGCAAUUAGAGAAGAUAAUUGCUGGGUUGAUCCAUACCAAUGGCCACCACAGCUGAAUAAAAAAUAGAGCUUAACUGCUUAUCAGCAGAAAUCGACCACAUUUAUCAAAAAGCUAUUGAUUUUACAGCCACUCACAGCAUACAUAAUAUGGUAAAAAUAAGACACUACAGCAGAUUCCAAAAUUUAUACACAACCUUUAGUAUUAUAGAUCAUUCAUUCAUUACUAACAAAACAAGUUUGGUGUAUAAUUUCUGUCUUUGUCCUAACAAAAAAUCAAUGUAAAAAGUGCGGCAGUCACAUAAGCUUGUAAUUGGAUGAUCCAUUUAUUUUUUACAAUUUAUUAAAUACAAAAUUCUGUUUU